Sycon ciliatum is the source of this 2302-nucleotide messenger RNA. RefSeq lists its product as uncharacterized. Bases 163 to 1803 code for a protein of 546 amino acids. The record is from RefSeq and is a predicted model, not a curated record. The transcript is spliced from 6 exons. NCBI's taxonomy places the organism in Eukaryota, Metazoa, Porifera, Calcarea, Leucosolenida, Sycettidae.
AAUACUCUUCAGGGUUACCCAUUGCUAUCACUCCAAGCUUACUUCAAAGUACUUGCAUGAAAAAGAAAUCACCCCUUUAAGUCGAACUUUCCCAUUUUCUUCUUUAUUCGGUCUCUGACUCGAUGGGUGUGUACAUGCGUGAACGUGCAUGUGUCACUGUGCAUGCAUAUGCACUGUUAUUAUUCUGAAACAGAUCAGAGGUCGUCUAUAGUGAAGUUCAUCAUCGAAUGUGAAUAUAAUCACACGGUCCCGAGUUUCGUUAAAAGUGUCGUGAGUAAUCUCCGUAAUCUCCUUGGUGAUGAGAGUAUCCACGCCGACAGUGUACACGGGGAGAGUGGAGACACGGCGGUGUUAGUACAGAUGUCUGCCAAGGCUCAUGCAAGGCUCUGGGAGUUCUGUAAGGAUCAAUCUAGCCUGCUCGCUGGUCUGCACAUUCUCGAAGUGUCAACUGUGGACGCAGCAGUAGUCUUCAAUUUGCGUCCCACGGCAUGCAGUGACGAAGGUAUUAAUCCUGACGACCAGAAGCGCUUGGUUGAAGAGUUCUCCGGGAGAUUUCCGUCCUUGGACCAGGAUGAGCUGUCUGUCGCUGUGGCUGACCAACCGGAUGUUGAGCGUGCAGUGAUUGCACUGACCAAGCUCGUCUUCGAUGAAGGCGAAGCAUGCUUGAAUGCACUGCCUGAGAUUCUUGGUGGUGUGUCGGCAAGAAAGACAACUUCUAUCCCUGCUCACGUUCACCGUGUAGCGGCAAGAAAGGCAACUUCGACCUCUGCUCACGUUGAUCAUCCUGAAGAGGCCAUUUCAACCCAUGUCUCUGCCAAUUCUGAACACGCAGUAGAAAUCCAGGGAGCUGACAAUGAGCUGUCUCUCCGGCCGCAACUUAAGUCCCAGUGGUCUUUUCGUGGCCGUCUACCUGGUAGCUGGAACGGUUUUCAUCGUUGUACCAUGUACAAUGGGCAUGCUUACAUUGUGUGCCAGGAAGAGGAGGAAGGACCAAUGAUCUACCGGUCUACUCAUUCUCUCAAGGAAAGUCUUCAGGUGGCAUGGACAAGAGUAAUCGCCAUUGACAACCCACACUUUCGGUCAUGCAGGAAUUUUUGCAUUCACAAUGAAAAAAUGUACUUUGCAAGUACAAGUAUCAGUGAUAGGUAUAUCCCUAAGAUCCAUGUUGUAGAUCUACAGGGAAACUGUGGUGCUAGAGAAAUACAAUGUGAUUGUAUCCCAGUACAAGAUACGAGUAUGAAUACAUCUUUCAAGCCUUUUGCGGAUGUAUUUAUAACCCAGUCAGCGCUUCUAAUAGUAUGCUUAUGGUGCAAUCAUUUCUUAGAAGUUAUUUCAUUAGAUACCAGACAUGAUGGUGCAGUAUGGGCAAAAUUGGACCCGCUCAGCAUGCCGGAGCCGCCGGCCAGCAUCCGCAGCACUGACAGUACUCUGUUUGUGAUAUCAAGGAGCGACCGCAAUGGUGCGCAUUUGUCAAUCAUGAAGUUGGAUGUAAGUGAGGAAAGUCUGCGAAUGCCAUCAUGGCUCGAGAUCAAAGUGGACGUGCCUAAGACUCUUGAUCUAUUACAUUGUGAUGUAGUUGCUGCUGUGGGUAACACUAUAAUGUUACCCGUGCACUAUAGAGAUGAUGAUGAUAGAUGGGUCGGUGGUGUGAUGUGUGUUGAUUGUAGUACGUGUAUAGGCCGGCGUUCUGUCUUGUCAUCCAGUACAUCCAUUACAUGGCAGUUGAUGGUGGAUGGCGAUACACUUAUUGCACUCGAUUUUGAUCACUUAGUGUCUACUCUUCAGCUACCCGACCAUUUGUAAACGCCAGUGAUCGAUCGGCUUCUACAUGCAUGUAUGCCAAGGCGGUGUACAACGUAGAUAUUCUGCUGCGGCUAGGUCAUGUGAUAGACAACUGGUGCACACUGUGUGUGUUUUUGUGAUCCUGCUUUUUUUGUUUGCACAUGCAUACCCUGUUCUGCUGGGGACCCAUAUGCAUGAUGUGUUUGGUGUCCAGUUCUUUCAGGCCAUCAUUCUACAUAGGCACUGUCCUGAAAUGCUUAUUGUCUAUGUACAUAUUAUACAUUGGGUUGGAGGCAUAUUAUGAUUAUAUAGAUAUUAUGUAUAUAGAAUGCUGUCCAUGGAUUGGAUAUGAUGUAUUAUAUACAUAGAAUAUUAGUUCUAAAACUCAACAGCUCUCUACACAUACAUACUCAUUAUAACUGUGUACAUAAUAGUCUUUUUUUGUCAGUGAUUGACAAAACCCCAGAGGUUGAAUUGGUCAGCAGCCACAUUACUUCCUUCCUAGAAAUUGAAGAACUGA